Messenger RNA from Rotaria sordida, 2001 nucleotides. NCBI's taxonomy places the organism in Eukaryota, Metazoa, Rotifera, Eurotatoria, Philodinida, Philodinidae. The record is from the annotation of a GenBank genome assembly.
AUGAGUCUAACACAAGGAAAUGAUGAAGAUAUUUUUCAAGAAUUUCCUGAUGAUUUAGGUGCAGAUGACGAAACAAGCAUACAAUUCGAUAAGAGACGUAGGCGAUUCGUAAAAGAAUAUGAGGAUGAUUUAUUUGACAUUGAACAAUGUCCAGAAACAGUUGGUGUACAAGAAGAGCAACAAUAUUUAUCUGGAAAGUUAAGGCAACUAUCUGCUUCACAUCAGGAAUCUGAAAGUACUACUCAAUGGAACGCGACAAAUCGAAUAAAAACAGAUAAUAUCGUCACUUCAAGUCAAUUGUUCCCAAAAUACUUAUCGCAUGAAAGUAAAGAAUUCGAUCGGAUGAUUUUCGGUCUUCGUCAACAAACUGGUACUUCUAUUUAUACGGAAAAAUUACGAGCUAUUGCAUUUCUCAUCGAUCAACUUGAACGUAUUGAAUUAGAAAAACGUCUCUAUACGACAUAUUUACGUUCUGGUCAGGGUACAUUAGUUGAACGAGAUAUCGAUCGAUUCAAUGAUGUCUUUCAUGAAUAUGGCGACGAUAUAGAUGAAGAUGAAGAUAAAAAUAUUGAUUUUGAUAAUCUUCAGCGAACAAUCAUUGAAGAGGAAGAUGAAUACAAUGAGGAUGAUGACAAUGAGAGCGUAAUUCAAAUUGAAGAAUUACUUGAUCAUGGCUCGAAUGUAAUUUUACUAGAUCCUACAGUCGAAGAGGACGAAUUGUCUCAAAAACUUAGUCAACUUUCUGCUUCAAGUGAAGUAAAGCGUACAACACAUCAGGAACAAACAAAAGAAUCAAAAACUAGAAAGCGUCCUGCGUUAACACCAACUACUCCAACAACAACAAUAACAACUACUUUACACGUAGUACAGACAACGAAAAAGCUUAAAACAAGUGAUGAUAAAGAGCAAUCCAGUUUUAUUUUACCGAGAUAUCUCUCAUCAUCUAAUAAAACUUUUGAAGAAAGAAUGGCUAAUGUUCUUCAAAACGUACCUUAUUCUUCUAUUACUAUUGAACAUUUGCGACACAUUGCAUAUCUUAUACAUAAGAUUGCAUCUGUUGAACUUGAUAAAUCCUUAUGGACAGCAUAUUUAUUAUCGGGUACAGGUAAAUUGAGAAAUGAAGAGUUACCAAGAACUUCGAGAGCAAUAACUACAACGACAACAUCAAGCGAGUUUGAUGUCACCUCGAAAGUAUUACUAUGGUCUAAUGAAGUUAAAACGAAAAUGAAAGCUGAUGGUAUUAAAACAACUACAGAUCCAAAUGCUGACGAUUAUAAUGCUUGUCUGAAAUAUGUUAAAGAAGUUUUAGAAAAAUAUGAAAAGGAAAUCGUCGAUUAUCAAGCUCAAUUGAAACAAAUAAAAGAACGUUUCAUGAAUAUUUUCACAAAUGAAAUGGAAGAAGCUAUUAUGAAAUUUGUUCAACGUUAUGGUGUUUCUUUAUAUAAAUUAAUUAUCGAAGAACAAAUAGCUGUUGUUAAAUAUGAUUAUAAAAAUCGUUUAAUUCAAUUAGAGUUUUAUCAUGAAGAACCUAAUUGCUAUCAACAACAAGUAUUUGAAAAUCUUACAGUAGCAAGACGUGAAAAAGAAACAGCUAAAUUUGAAGUUGCUAUAUUAAAACAACGUGCCAUACAUAAUCAUUUACCAAAAUCAUUUCAAUCACUUGAUAUACCAACAUCAAUAUCAUUAAAUAACAUUAAUGAUCCAAGAAUUCGGCAACAGUUAUAUGAAAAAUGUGAAAAAAUUUUACAAAAAACAAAAUCUGAAAUGAUGUUAGUAUAUAUUGCUGUAGCUGAAACUAAAAUGAAUGAAACUAAAGAAAAAUUCAAUAAAGAUAUGGCUGAUAUGCAAGAUAUACAACAUUCAGGUCCCCAUACCAAAAGAUUAACUCAAAAUAUGGUUGCUAUUAUGAACAGACGAUUUCAAAAUAUCAAUGAACGUCUUGUUAAUCUUUAUAAAUUAAAAUUGCAUUAUUUCGACGUAGCUCCGAUGGCCAAGAAUUAG